This is a messenger RNA of Brugia malayi, 1779 nucleotides long. RefSeq lists its product as uncharacterized. The coding region runs from base 1 to 1779 and encodes 592 amino acids. Lineage: Eukaryota; Metazoa; Nematoda; Chromadorea; Rhabditida; Onchocercidae. The transcript is spliced from 11 exons. The record is from RefSeq and is a predicted model, not a curated record.
AUGUAUGGUGUCGUUGUUACUCCACCACUCAACGAAACUGAAAUAAUGCAUGUCGUUUAUGUGGGAGAAAAGAUUCCUCUUCUAUUCAUUAAACGGAUUCCAAUAUCAAACAGAGCAAAACUGACUAAAAAAGAAUAUAAAGAUCUCGAAAAAGCUGAAAGAAGUAGAUCUCUUAUGUUCGGUGACUGGAUUGAAUUUGAAGAAAGUGAUGUUAUAGAAGGUUGCAUUGAGAAAUAUGUAAAGAUAUUUCCAUUGAGUUCAUGCCGUAGCAGUGGUGAUCAUCUGCAGAUUGAAUCAACUUGUGUUUUUUCACCAUCAGCUCGUGGAUGGGAAAAUGAAUGUUACUGUGAACUGUUCGGUAAAGUUCGAGUUGAUCCAGAAUUGAGAAAUUGCUUUCUUGCUGAUGUUGCAUACCGUUGCUGGAUUUCCGUAGAAGUCACUCGAAUAUCGUCUUUGAAUGUUGAGCUGGCUGAAUAUAUUGAUGUGUCAGAAGAGCUGAAUUUGGUGAAUGAAGCGCCUUGGAAUCACAAGGAUCCCCGCUUUGUUACCAUAGUCAGUAGCGAUACCGAUGAGGGCGAUUCGGAUUCGAAGCAAAUAUCGUUUCCCUAUGAGAUAUACGGUGUGCCGGGUGUAUUGGUUAGUGAACGAAAUGUUUAUAGUAGCCAAUAUCCAGAUGUCAAAAUCGUAUUGGCUUACGUUAGGCGUGGACGGCAUACCCCAGUCGGCAGCCGUAUACAAUUUAACGCGUAUUACAGUAUUCCUUUACAGUCAUAUGUGAUUCGGUCAUAUCGUGCUUUGGUGAAACAGUCAUUCGUAGCAAAGCCAUUCCAAUUUGGAUCACAAUUUCUGUUGGAAAUUUACGCCAAAUGGGAACCGAAUUUGCCGAUGGGACAUUUGUGGAGCGAAAAUAAGGAUUUCGGAUUGAUCUAUGAUACAGAUGGUUUAUUGCUACCUAUAUUCUUAGGUAAAAAUCCGUAUGCACCCGUAUGCGUACAUGUGGCAGACAUAGGCCCUAGUCGUUUAAGUCGUUUCGCAAUAAAAGAUCUUUCCGAUAUGACAACAACGGAGGCGAAUGUGGCCAUGAAUACUUCCUAUGCAGAAUUGUCGGAUGAUGGUUUUGUUUUGGGUGACGGCUCUCUUCUAGCAUCCCGUUACCUCUAUCUAAAAAUUCGUUUCGACAGCAGUUCACAAAAAGGAUGGGACAAGCUCGUUCCUGGAACAUGGGUCAAGUUUACAGCAUCGAGCCCCGCUGGCAUUCCAGACUUCAGAAUCAAAACAUGGAGUUUGACAACUAAUCCACUUUUGGUUCAGAUUCAUGCAUUUCCAACCUGCAGUGGUCAUGUAUUCGAAGCUUCUGGCUUUUUCGACGAAGAAUUAAGCGCAUUAAAAUCAACUGUAUUCGGUUUCAUUGAAAUACCGCGCGAAAAGCGAUCAUUAAUGAUUCCAAGAGAUAAGGGUGUAACGAUUGUUUGGGUACGAGAAGAUAAAAGGAAUAAAAGAGCACGAUUUGUACUUCAUUCGGUUGAAGCUCCGCAGACUGUUGAUGAUGGAAACGAUACGGAAAAAAAAUCAUUAGGGUCUUUGAUGAAUGAAGCUGAGCAAUGCUAUGUAAUAGAAAAGUUUAUUCUACCGUGUAAAAGAAUUGAUUGCAAAGGCAAGCAGUUACUGAAACGUUGUUUUAACAACCGUGCUGUUGUAAAUAGCCUGAUUCAAGCAUCAACUGAUGAAUUGUUGACUGGUAUUGUGAAGUUGCUGACAGCUGAAAAGUUGGAAAGUUAA